This is a messenger RNA of Penicillium griseofulvum, 1986 nucleotides long. RefSeq names its product glycoside hydrolase family 32 protein. Gene Ontology annotation, molecular function: sucrose alpha-glucosidase activity. The transcript is spliced from 2 exons. Gene Ontology annotation, biological process: sucrose catabolic process. Lineage: Eukaryota; Fungi; Ascomycota; Eurotiomycetes; Eurotiales; Aspergillaceae. The record is from RefSeq and is a predicted model, not a curated record. The coding region runs from base 1 to 1986 and encodes 661 amino acids.
AUGAAGGUCACAACGACAACAUCAGUUUUGGCGACGAUCUGGGCGGGAGUCUCUGCUCAAGACUACAAUGCCCCACCCCCAAAUCUCGCGGAUCUUCCCGAACUGUCUUUGUUUGAGACUUGGAGGCCACAUACCCACGUUCUCCCGCCCCAUGGCCAGAUCGGAGACCCAUGUGCGCACUACAAUGAUCCCGAAACAGGGCUCUUCCAUGUCGGGUUCCUCCACAAUGGUACCGGUAUUGCACAAGUUCUGACGGACGAUCUUGUUCAUUAUUACGAUGUUAAUCCUAACGGCAACUAUUCAAUCGUCGCUGGUGGUCCCAAUGACCCCCUUGCCGUUUUUGAUGGCUCCGUUAUCCCUAGUGGAGUUGACGGCAAACCGACCCUUUUAUACACCUCGGUAUCCUCAUUGCCAAUCCAUUGGACGCUUCCUUACACUCGAGGAAGUGAAUCGCAGUCUCUGGCCGUCACUUACGAUGGAGGCAAGAAUUUCACCAAGCUGCAAAUUCCGCCUGUGAUUCCUGAGCCCCCUGUGGGUCUGGAUGUAACGGCCUUCCGUGACCCCUACGUUUUCCAAAAUGCGGAACUCGAUCGGUCCCUUGGAAAUCCAGCAGGUGUUUGGUACACUAUCAUUUCAGGCGGUGUUCGAAAUGUUGGACCGGGCAUGUUCCUCUACCAGAACACCAGUCCCAACUUUGAGCAGUGGGAGUACCUUGGAGAAUGGUACCAUGAGCCUGCCAAUUCGACAUGGGGAAAUGGUGACUGGUCUAGGGUCUUUGGCUACAAUUUCGAGACUAGCAACGUCUUCGGCCUCACCAGAGAAGGGUACAGCUACAAUGGCGAACCUUUCAUGACCAUUGCGGUGGAAAGUUCUUAUGCUCCUAUUCAGGAGUCAGUCUCCUCGCAACAUGCCAUGAUUUGGACAGCAGGAUCAAUUUCAACCCCUAGAGGUGAAAACGUGACAUUCGCUCCUGAGAUGGUUGGUGUCUUUGACUGGGGCUUGGCAUCCUAUGCUGCAGCUGGAAAAGUCCUACCCAGGUCUUCCCAAGCUUCUACCGCUAGCGGCGCACCGGAUCGUUUCAUUAGCUAUGUCUGGUUGACUGGUGAUGUUUUCGGUGGAGUUGUUGGCUUCCCAGCUGCGCAGCAAGGAUGGCAAAACACCUUGUUGACGGCGCGCGAGUUAUACAUCAAAGCCAUCCCUAACGUGGUGAACAACGCUCUCGUACAGGAGACUGGCUCAUGGCGUGUGGCCGCCAACUCGAACUCGAGGGGCAACUGCGUUGAACUUGAAACCCUCGGAAUUGACAUUGCACGGGAGACCUACGCUGCUAUGACUGCUACCCGUCGUUUCACCGAGCCAGACCGCACUACUACAAGCGAAGGUGUCAUUCCAUUCCGUCGCUCCCCAAACAGCAGGUUCUUUAUUCUCGAAGCUGAGAUUGACUUCGAUACACGUGCGUCUGGCCUUCAGGCCGGUUUCCAAAUUCUGGCAUCUGAUCUCGAGUCAACCAACAUCUAUUAUCAGUUCUCUAAUGAGUCCAUCAUGAUUGAUCGUUCUCAAACGAGUGCCGCUGCAGAUACAACCAGCGGUAUUGAUGCUUCACCAGAAUCUGGACGCAUUCGUUUGUUUGACAUUAACGAGAACUGUGGUGCGAACGGUGACAAUGGUGCCAAUGGUGGACACAACGGUGGUCACUGGGGAGGUCACAAGGGCAGGCCCUUUGACUUUUCUUCAUUUGGCUUCCCUUCUCCACCCAAUGGAGUUGGCAGGCAGCACAUUGAGACUCUCAACCUCACCAUCGUGGUUGACAACUCUGUCCUGGAGGUUUAUGCCAACUCUCGCUUUGUACUGUCUACCUGGGUCCGCCCUUGGUAUGCAAACUCGACUGAGAUUCGCUUCUUCCAGAAUGGACAGGGUACAGCAUCUUACAGCAACAUCCGCUUUUCUGAUGGGCUAUACGAUGCUUACCCGGACAGACCGCAGUAG